This is a messenger RNA of Pocillopora damicornis (cauliflower coral), 5916 nucleotides long. RefSeq lists its product as uncharacterized. Gene Ontology annotation, molecular function: microtubule binding. The record is from RefSeq and is a predicted model, not a curated record. NCBI's taxonomy places the organism in Eukaryota, Metazoa, Cnidaria, Anthozoa, Scleractinia, Pocilloporidae. Gene Ontology annotation, cellular component: cytoplasm; nucleus.
AUUCUAAACAGCUCUUGUUUGAAUCAAAGAAGGUGUAACUUUUCCGCUAAAUUGAAGUGGCUGUCGACUUCUUGAUUGGGAUCAAUUUCUCAUUUUAUUUGACAUUACCAAAGAUGCCAAUUUCUUCUUAUCAUGGAUUGAGGAAGAACUCUGUCCCAGCAACGCCGUGGAACAGCACAAAAAUUUCACCUCAUAAAAACCUUUCCCGUAGUAACUCAACGUCUUACAAGUCAAGUAAAAGACCCCAUGGUUUGCCAAGAUUAUGGAACCACGAGGAAUUUUUGAUAGACGACGAACAAGGCGGGGAUAAAUAUUCCAAGAGUUGCCCAUCCUCAACUGUUCAUAGUUCAAGGAAACCACUCGUCAACUCUCGACCAAGAAGCGCUCGAUCAGCGGCUGACAGAAGACUUAAAAGACGGGAUACAUUUCCAAAGUUUGCAAGUGAAUUUUAUCGCAAUGAAAGUCGAGAAUAUAGAAGAAGCAAGAGUGAUCCAUCAAUUCUUGCAAAGAAGAAGCAGAGGAAAAGUAGUAUUACAGCUCCAAAAAGACCAUCAACGUUAUGGACUGUCGGUAAGAGGCAAGAAAAACCUAAUUCGUCCUCGGCGCGCAGAAGAAAGGUCAACAAUAGUCUCGCUGCAUCGUCUUUAUCCUCGCCCGACGGGAGUUUAUAUGGCGGAUUGACGAAGAAGCGCCCAAAUCAAGGAGACAGGGUCGUAUGCAUACUAAACAAGAAACCUCAACUUGGUGUCCUUAAAUACAUCGGAAGAACACAUUUUGCCGAGGGCGAAUGGUGUGGUAUUGUGUUGGACGAAGCCUGCGGCAAAAACGACGGUUGUGUUCGUGGAGUGCGUUAUUUUCGUUGUAAGAAUAAACACGGGAUAUUUGUACAUUCGCAUAAAGUUAGAACUGCCGAUGACAUUACACUAUCGCGAUUAAACCUGCUAGAAAGCCCGUUCAGUCCACAAUCACCGGAAAAGAAUACUAAAGAAGGUAAUCACAACGAGCAAAGCAUGUCUUCUGGUGAUGUGGAAGUAAUGCGCUCCAAUGAUCGCGAGGUUUCUAAAUAUAGAGACAUAAACAAGUCGAUAAAGCAUACGAGAAGGAAUCGUUCUGUCUCGUUGGAUAGAUAUCUGUUCUUAAAAGCCAAGCAAUUGGCGAAAGGUCUAAAUAUGUUUUUACAUAAUACGGAAAAGAGCGAGAAAAUGAACACCUGGGUGCAGAACUGUGUUAAUCGCUCGCGUUCGAUGCCUAAAAUUUCCAAGGAUAUUUUCCCGGAUUCAAGCGAGUAUUGUUUGGGAGGUGACAUGGGGGAUUUGGAGAAAAAUGUUUGGAACGAGAAAACGGCAUUUGAUGCUGUGACUAAAGACUACAUCUCUGUUGGAGCUGAUCACAAUAAGCCUUCAAAGAUGACAGGUGUUCUUGACUUGUCAAGAGAUGGCAUUAAUAAUUUAGCAGGAGAUCUUCAGGCACCUCUUUCUGUGCAGUCUUCAUUGGAGAAUUCCUCAAAUAAACAGAAUGGUUUUCAACCAAGUAAAGAUCAAAUUUAUCUUAAUGGAGGAAAAUCUGCUCUUCAGAAGAAGGUGGGACAUGCUGUUUCCUUGGAUACUCAUCUGAUGGUCGAGAAAGGACACUUAACUUUAAUGUCAAAUUCUGAGAACAAUGAAUACACUUGUGCAGCACAUCUCUCUACCAAAGAGGACCCCUUUAUUCAAGGACGACAUUGCAGCUGCCCAAGCCUGCAUUGUGCUGAUCAUUUUUCAGAAGCUAUUACAGCCUGCCUGGAUUUGGGGCGCAGAGAAAGGCUUGCCAUUCCUGAAGCUGAGAAUGAGAACAGAAGCAACACUGGCAGAUCUGCUAAGCUCUUGGGCAAAGAUAACACUCAACAGAAACAUCCUGGGUGUCCUCAUGCGCAGUCUGACACAUUUCAGAAAAUUUCUGAUAACAAUAAACUGGUGAAUGGUGAUUCUCUGAUUUCUAGUGAUAAUAAAUCAACUCAGGUGAGGAGCUGGCCUUGUUUGACGUCAACUCCUAAGAAACCUCUCAGGAGAUGCAGCAGUAGCAGUGAUAUUCAUGCUGAAAGUGCCCUCAAUAGGAGUGGAGACUAUGAUGAGGUGUUUGAUGACAAUAUUCCUUCGAUAUUGGCAACAGUCAAACCAAUAUCUAAUAAUACAGUUAAAAGGCCUCUUGAUCUAAAUUGUAUUGACACAAGUUUGUCACAAGCCAGUGGUAUCAAGGCUGCAAACAAAACAGUUAAAUCCCAUGAUCAAGUUGUGGAUACUGGUUCUAACUACACUGACAGUCUCUCUGGAUCACAAGCGUCAUUAUCUUCCACUGGAACAAGUGACAGCAAGGGAAAAAAGAUGUCUGCAACAAGACGGAUCCCCAGCUCGGUCAAAGCUCCUAAGUCUAAAUCAACAUCAAUACCAACAAAAAGCAGCAACACAUCAAAAACAACACAACAGAAGCAGUCUAGGCUAGAACAAAUGCGUCAGCAACAAAAUCAAAAAGUCAACUUAUCAUCUGAGGGUAAAUUUCCAAACAGAACUGGGCCCAGUUCAGGACAUAAACAGGAAGGUAAAAUACAGAAACGACACACUCUAGCAACAAUACCCGAUCAGAAAUCAUUUGUACCACGUCCAGCUGUGAAUAAAAGGCCAACAAGUGGUAGCAUCAUAGAGCAAUCCCCUAGAGAGGAAUCUAAAACCUCAAAACUUCCUGUCAAGAAGCUAAGUACACCAUCACAGAUUUCAAAACCAGCAGCAGCUACUAAACUGGAAAGGAAGAAAGACAGUGCUGCUGUUCAGAAACAGUUUAACACUGCAGGAAGUCGACCACCAGUAGCUCCCGCUGUUAAAAAAGAAUCUGGCUUGGCAAGGUCAGAUUCGAAUGCAAGGAAACCUAACAGGACAUCUCUUCCACAUAAGGCCACAGGUAAAGAGAAAGAAUUUGCUGCAAGUGGAUGUAAGGCCAUAGGUGGACAAACUCCAGCAUCAGCUAAAGGAUCAAAAGUGUUAUCCACAGCAGUUGGGUCAAAACCACAAGCAGCAAAAGUGAAGAGAUCAAGUAGUUCUGUUAAAGAGAAAACACAGGCACCUUCAAAACCGGUCAAUAGGCAGCCAUCAUCAGCCUCAUCCAACAAAAAGCCUCAGCAAGCUGGGAAACAAAGUACAAAACAAACUCCAGCAAGUCAAAAGCAAGGAUCCUCAAAACUGCCAAGAAAGAUUUCAGGACAGCUGAGCAAUGCCAGUGACAGUGUAUCAGUAACAAGCAGUAUCAGAGACCAAGAUCACCUUGAUGACUUCAUUGAUUCUGAGGGUGAUUCUGUAUCUGUUCACUCUGACACUUUCAUCCAUGGUGCAAGAGAUUUCUCAAGCAGAAAUUCACAGCAAGAUAACUUUUCUCUUGGAGGAGACAUUGCUUUGCACAACUCAGAUGAAAAUGAUGGCUCUACAACAAUGGUGCUUGCCAGUUCUCCACUAGAAGUGCCUUGCAGAACAAUGCCACCAGAUAUUUUAAGUGAGACGCCGUACCUGAUUAAGCAUUCUGUUGGAAUUCAGGUGGAGGAUGUUAGUCAUUUAAAAGCUAUUGAGGAUGUCAAAGAGAAAGCACAGCAUCUGGGUGAGCUUUUGAAACAAAGGACGGAACUCUAUGGCCAGCUACAGGAUCAAAUUGACUGCAACAGUAACGACUUUGUUGCAGCAUCACUGUUGAUUCUGACCACUCUACGUAAGCUGGUUUGGUGUCAAAAGUACAGCAAUCAACUCCAAAGGAAAAUUGAAUCAACUUUGCAGGAGAUGAAAGUCAUUCAUGAGAAACUUGUUGAAGAGGAAGCAAACAGCGUUAAACUACAAGAAGAGAUGAUGUACCAGCGAAGUGAACAUGCAGUCUCCAUAGAAACCUUAAAGGCUGACCAUGAAAAUCUACUGGAGGAGACGAGCUCAGAGCUCAAGCGCAAACAUGAGGGAGAAAUUCAGUUAGCUAUUGAAACUCACAGAUCACAAAUGCAUGAAAUGAAGGAAGAGCAAGAGAAACAGGUGACACAAUUGAAGAAGACACAUGAUGAACUUGUAGCAUCCUUAAAGGACAAACAUCAAGAUGAAAUUGCUGACUUAGACAGCAAACAUUCCUGUGCAGUUGAUGAGCUUGUCGAGGAACACCAAGUGGAAAUAGAAACAAUUAAAGCAGAUUAUGAAGAACAGCAGUCAGAAAUGAAGGUGGGAGAGUGUUGUCCAGGCACUUACUUUUCUUUUAGCGAAUUUUUUUUUUUUGUGUUUUUAAUUGCCUUUCAGUUGGAGAAACUUGAAGAUGUCAGAGCAAAAACAAAGAAACUUCAGCAAGAAAAUGAGUCAUUAUCUUUUGUGGUGGAGACAAAGUCUAGAUUUGAGAGGCAACUUUCUGUUGAGCGAGACACAUUAAGAAAUAGUUUGGAAAGGGAGUCAGCCAAAAGCAAGAGACUUUCUCUAGAAAAUGAAGAACUUCAGUGGCGUCUGGUCAACAGCACAAGUCCUCCGUGUACUCCCACUGAUGAAGUUGGUCCUCUCACAAUGGCGAAACGUAAUAGUAAUCGCCUCUCAGCUAGUUUUCCUGACAUUGAGAGCAUAGAUGAAUAGGAAAUCAAAACUCAGUGUUUCAAGCUGAAUUGAUAUUUAUUGGGUUCAGCCCAUUCCAAUAACUUGCUAACAGACGUUUUCUCUUUAACUAAGAGAAGAAUGUGCAAGUAGGCAGGGUAGAAAGCAUUGAAAGAAGUAACAAUUAUUGCGUUGGCUCUCGUUGUUUCAUCUUGUCUUACAAUGACAUGGAGAUAGAUGAAAAUAAACCUGUUGGUUAAAAAAAUAGUUUUUGUCAGUUUUUUGUGAGCUGAGAUAUCUCUAUCUCUAUUUCUUUGUUUGAGAAAAUUUUGCAUCUGACAGCUAAGGGAACUAUUUUUAUUGACAGUGUCUUUUUUUCAUAACAUUUGGCUUUAGUUUUAUUGUUUUUUGAAAUGCCAGCAUUUUGAAGAAAUUUUUUUUUCUCCUUGUAUGAAGUUUUUAUGUCCUAAAUUCAUCUACGUAUCACUUGUCUUUUGAAAUCCAGGAAGAACUUGUAGAGCAAAUUAUUGAUCAUGGAAUUAUGAUGUUAGAGGAAUAAAUGAUUUGAGGUACACUGUUUAGUAAUAACAGUGGAAGAAUGAAUCAUUCAGUAACUAUUUGGAAUUAUUAAAUAGAUUAAUGGAGAUUGGUUCUUAAUUGCUAGUAAAUGCCUAAUAAUGCCUCAUUUAAUUUGUAAAGUUAAUUAUCAAAGAUUAUGUUUGAACAUCAGUGUUCUCCAGAAGUUCUAGCAGGUGGUAUUUUUGCCAGCCACCUGUUUCUGAAGUGCCUACUACAAGGUAGUAAAAUACCUUUCACAAUCUGAUAUAAAUUUUAUUCUUUGUUUACCAGCAUAUUUCUUAAGGCCAAAAAAAAAUUUCUAGAGAACACUGAAGUGUAACUUAUUUAGAAAGGAUUUUACUAUCCCUUGUACAUUAGAGCUAGAUAAUUUGCCAAUAUAUAUAUAUUCUAUAGCUAGAUAAUUUGCUUAUAGUAAGUUAAUUCUAUUUUAUUCUAGUAGAGUGCUUUUGUUUAUUAUGAAUUAAAAGAAUUUAUUUUUGUAACAUUAUUAUCAAAUUCUAAUUUGAAGUGGAAAAUUUCACGACUGUUGUCAAUUACAUUAUUUAAACAAUUUGAAUAAUGAGUGGUGCAAAUUUUGGCCAUGAUGCAUACUGCAAGAUGUUUAUGAAUGUAACAAAAUGCUACAAGCUCAGGGCAAAUGCAGAGUUUGCAAGAUAUACUUUUAAGAUGUACAUUAGUUAACAUUAAUGAUAAAGUUUCUGCAAAUUGUCAAAGUCGAACUAUCAGUUAUUGAAAUAAAUAUCAUGGUGUGAGGAGUAUCUCAAGUGCA